Leptinotarsa decemlineata (Colorado potato beetle) is the source of this 678-nucleotide messenger RNA. RefSeq names its product small nuclear ribonucleoprotein-associated protein B-like. Gene Ontology annotation, cellular component: U5 snRNP; cytoplasm; catalytic step 2 spliceosome. Gene Ontology annotation, molecular function: RNA binding; snRNP binding. NCBI's taxonomy places the organism in Eukaryota, Metazoa, Arthropoda, Insecta, Coleoptera, Chrysomelidae. Gene Ontology annotation, biological process: mRNA splicing, via spliceosome. The record is from RefSeq and is a predicted model, not a curated record.
AUGACCAUCGGCAAGAAUAAUAAGAUUAUGGCUCAUCUCAACUACAGGAUACGAGUAACUUCACAGGACUCUCGAACAUUUACCGGAACUUUCAAAGCUUUCCAUAAACAUAUAAACAUGAUCCUAGGUGAUUAUGAAGAAUUUCAUAAAAUCAAACCCAAGAAUUCAAAAGUGGAGAGAGAAGAGAGACGAGUUUUAGGGUUCGUUUUGGUGAGAGGGGAGAGUAUUGUCUCAAUAACUGUGGAAGGCUCGCCACUUCCUGAAGAGGGCUUGCCCAUAGUUCCUAUUCCAGAAGCAGCUCUUGGACCACGAAUAGGUAAAACCUCUGGAAGGGGCAUGCCUCCAGGAAUUGGAGGAGUACCUGUUGUUUCGCAGGGACCAGUAAGAGUGGUAGGCGGACCAUCUCAGCAAGUCAUGACACCAGGGGGAAGAGAACAGGUGUUUGCCCCACCACAAAUGGAUCAAGGUCCUCCAACAAUGGGUGGUCCACCACCAGGUGUAAUGGGGCCCCCUCCUGGAGUGAUGGCAAUGACUCCUCAAAUGAGCAUGGGACGAGGAGGCCCUCCACCUCCGAUGGGAUUGAGAGGGCCUCCACCCGGAAUGAUGCGAGGAGGACCUCCUAUAUUCAAAUAUUUUGAUUCUUUUUACAACGACUUUUACUAUUUUGAAUUUGGAUAA